GCGGGACCGCGGGCAGGGCGGCCGCUGCGGCCCGGUUCCCCUGAGUCCCCAGCUCGCGCCAGCGCGGCCCCGUCCCGGCCUCGCAGAGCCUCCGCGCCGAGGAGGAGGCCCGCGCUGCCGCUGGGGGCGCGGCCCGGGCCCGGAGCGGGCGGGGCGCCCGUGCGGGAGCCGGUGGCCGGACGUCGGUGCGGCCCAGGGCGGAGGUCGUCACUGGUGCUUCUCACUUAGCCCCAAGUAGCAAAGGUCACGUCCACUCGGAAACCGCUCUUGCGCCAAGGGAAACGAAAAGAGAUGGUUCUCCUGAGCCAGAUGAGUGACUCAGGCCCGGACACGGAUUCAGAUUACCCGGGACGACCGGCUCCAGUGUGAGGAGGUUGCACGAACUCAAGGGGUUGGAAAAACGACCUUGAUCCAGAAAGCCAGUGAGGUUUUAAAGUCCUCUGGGGUGCCUGUGGAUGGAUUUUAUACAGAAGAAGUCAGGCAGGGAGGAAGGAGGACAGGAUUCGAUGUCGUCACUUUGUCCGGAGCUCGGGGGCCUCUGUCCAGAGUCGGGUACUGAUGCUUCAUUACUGUCAGAGCCAAUGCCGGGGAAGCGUGAGUGCCGGGUUGGGCAGUACGUGGUUGACGUGGCUUCUUUCGAGCAGCUGGCCCUUCCCAUCUUGAGGAACGUGGGUUCCUGCGGCGGCCUCGGACCCAGGGUGUGUGUCAUCGAUGAGAUCGGGAAGAUGGAGCUCUUCAGCCAGCCCUUCAUCCAGGCUGUGCGCCAGACUCUGUCCUCGCCCGCGACCGUCGUCCUGGGCACCAUCCCAGCCCCGAAGGGAAAGCCGCUGGCGCUGGUGGAGGAGAUCCGGGGCAGGCCUGACGUGAAGGUGUUCAGCGUCACCAAGGAGAACAGAACCCGCCUUCUACCGGACGUCGUGGCCUGCGUGCAGAGCUGCGGGAAGUGAGGCCGGCCAGCAGAGCGCAGCCUCCAGCCCUGCCUCCGCGCGCCUGGACCCUGUGCCGGGAGGCCGCCAGCUGCUUCCCUCCUGGCCUGCUCGUGCUCAGGGCUUUCUUCUCAUUUCCUCUCUGGUCCUGUGGCCGGGGUAAAGCGGGACCCGAGCAGAGGCGCUCAGUCCCUGGAAUUUGUCCCCCUUGAAGUUGUCCUUGUGUUGCUGGUGGACAGCGAGUUCACUGCCAGUUGAUUUUGCGUUUCAUGGAAAUUAAACCCCCCUCCGGGCUUCUGUCUCCAGCACUGAAUUGUUACUCCCCAGAAAGCCGUUGGGGUUCCCUCCCCACCUCUUGUGUAUGUCUUUGUUAGUUGCUUAAUAAAAUUAAAGUAAACGUGGUGUUUCAAA
Molecule: messenger RNA, 1337 nt
Organism: Sciurus carolinensis (gray squirrel)
Lineage: Eukaryota; Metazoa; Chordata; Mammalia; Rodentia; Sciuridae
Gene: Ntpcr
Product: nucleoside-triphosphatase, cancer-related
Exons: 5
Coding region: 456-947 (163 amino acids)
Molecular function (GO): ATP hydrolysis activity
Source: RefSeq, a predicted model, not a curated record